AUGACAAUUAGCCAACCACCUAAGGUUGGAAAACCAUACACCAAAUGGAGUGAAGUUCAAGACGAACAUUUCAUUUAUUUUAUUGCUGAACAAGUUAAGUUGGGAAGAAUGCAACAAGGAGGAUUAACGACCGAAGGAUGGGAUGGUGUAGAAAGAGAAAUGAAUAAGCUAUACGGGGACAAGUUAGAUAAGACUAAAAUGAAAAAUAGGAUGAGGACAUUGAAGAAAACAUAUGCUACUAUGAAGAGAAUGAUACACCAUAGUGGAUUUGGGUGGAAUGAGGAAACUCGAAAAGUUGAUGCUGAAGAUGAUGUUUGGGAGCAGUACCUUGCAGCUCACCCAAAAGAUGCUCAAUAUAAAACGAAGAAGCUGCCAGAUUAUAGUACUUUGGCUUUGAUUUUUGGAGAUACCGUUGCUGAUGGUAGGAAUGGGUGUGAAAUUAAUGAUGCUGAGGAUUUUCAAAAUGAGUUUUCCGAUGAUGAUAUAACUGCUGAAAAAGUUACUACACCUGCUUCUGAAGAUGUACAAUUUGUGGACAAUGACCGUGGAUGUUUUGAUCAGAAUAUAAACUUUACGAGUAAUGAAGUAACUCAAUCAUCUAGUCAAGAUAAGAGAGCAGGAAAACGACGUUUAGCUGAGCAACCAACUUUGACAUCACGUCCAAAAAGAAUUAGAAACUCUAUUGAAAGCAGCCUAUCCUUUUCCUAUUUUUGUAUUUGUGCUUUCAUGGAGUCAUGCGUUACACGCAAUUGA
This is a messenger RNA of Lycium barbarum (goji berry), 753 nucleotides long. RefSeq lists its product as uncharacterized. Bases 1 to 753 code for a protein of 250 amino acids. NCBI's taxonomy places the organism in Eukaryota, Viridiplantae, Streptophyta, Magnoliopsida, Solanales, Solanaceae. The transcript is spliced from 3 exons. The record is from RefSeq and is a predicted model, not a curated record.